AUGUCGGGAGGUGGCCGGCCGCAGGCCGCGCAGCAGAUCGUGCAAUCGGUGCAGAAGUGCGUUCCGCUGGCCCCGGAGCGUCCGCCCUUCGCCGUCCCCGCCGAAUACCACCGGUUCCCCUUGCCGCCGUCCUCCUCCGCCCCGGCAGCAGCGUCCCGGGGCAGCGCUGGCGGCGAUGUCGAGGAGGGGAUCGUCAUCAGGAUGCCCCUAAAAAGAAAAGCUCCAUGUGGAGAAAGUGAUGCCAUUGAGUCAACUGAAUGGAUGAUAACCAGCCCUGGGUUUACUGAAGGAGUUAGCAGUCCACAUAUGACCCCUGUCUCUGGAAAAGCUGCUAGGACAUACAAAUCAAAGGCUAAAGGCAGCAAAGAUGGACUGCAGACCCCUAUAUCAAAUGCUGGUUCACCUGGUACUCCACUCACUCCUGGUUCUUCCCGCGCUGAACAUUCAUUAGGGGAAUUGACUAAAAAGUUCAUCAGUUUGCUCAAGCAGGCUGAAGAUGGCAUUUUAGAUUUGAAUCAUGUUGCAGAGAUAUUAGUGGUUAAAAAAAGACGCAUAUACGACAUUACAAAUGUCCUUGAAGGAAUUGGGCUGUUAGAAAAGAAGCUUAAGAACAGAAUCCGUUGGAGGGGUUUGGAUGACUCAGGAGCUAACUUAGACAAUGAAAUUUCAGUUUUGGAGACAGAACUUGAAAAUCUUAAACUCCAAGAAAAAGCAUUGGAUAAUCGUAUAAGUGAAAUGCAUGAAAAGGUGAGGGAGUUAACUGAAGAAGAGAACAAUCAGAGGUGGCUAUACCUUACCGAGGAUGACAUCAAGGGAUUGCCCUGCUUUCAGAAUGAAACACUAAUCGCGAUAAAAGCACCUCAUGGCACUACACUGGAAGUACCAGAUCCUGAUGAGGCUGGUGAUUAUGUCCAAAGGAGAUACACAAUCGUAAUAAGGAGUACAAUGGGUUCCAUCGAUCUUUACCUGGUUAGUAAAUUUGAGGAAAACAUGGAAGAGCUGGUUGGUGUCACAACGCCUCCAAGGCAUGCAAAUGUGGCCGAACCUGCCUCCACAGACGGAUUCAUAGCAACAGAAGCUGGACAAAGCAGCAGAUCAAAGGACAAGUUGCCGAAUAUUCAGCAUAUCCACAAAACUCCAGAUCUAAAUGCUCAAAACUUUGGCGGGAUGGCAAAGAUAACUCCAGAAUUUGAUGUUGAUGCUGACUACUACCUUCUCACUGACGGUGAUGCCAGCAGCAUUACAGAUAUGUGGAGAACAGCACCAGAAGUGCAGUGGGAUCAGUUCUUAGCUGAAGAGGCAACCGCCCCUCGCACACCCCAGCAACAGCCAGCAGUUGUCAGCAAAUCUACAGCUGUAGGCCCAACCUGUGGAUAG
Triticum turgidum subsp. durum (durum wheat) is the source of this 1377-nucleotide messenger RNA. The record is from the annotation of a GenBank genome assembly. NCBI's taxonomy places the organism in Eukaryota, Viridiplantae, Streptophyta, Magnoliopsida, Poales, Poaceae.